Molecule: messenger RNA, 2753 nt
Organism: Panonychus citri (citrus red mite)
Lineage: Eukaryota; Metazoa; Arthropoda; Arachnida; Trombidiformes; Tetranychidae
Product: CD151 antigen-like
Exons: 6
Coding region: 1433-2194 (253 amino acids)
Cellular component (GO): membrane
Source: RefSeq, a predicted model, not a curated record
AUUCUUUAUUCUUUAUUAUUGUGAUUUUAAUUUCUUUUCCUUAAUGGUUGAUUAGGUAAUUUAAGCUUCUCUAGAAUCUAAAUUCAUAAGAGAAGAAGUUUAAUUACGAAGAUUUAUUUCUCUUUUUGGAUGUUAUUUGUUUUCCCUCUAUAAUUAUGGUUAAUGUUUUUAACCGAAAGCUGAUUAAUUGGUCAAUCUUAUUGUUUUACCUUUUGGAUUAAUGUUACAUUUUAAUCGUUGAUCAGGUUGAUUAAAUCAUAUUUUUGUUUCUAUAAUAUUGCCGGAUAUCUUUUGUUUAAUGUUUUUCUCUUGUUGGAUCAAAUUAUAUUGGAUACAAUUGUUGAACGCCUACAUUAUCAAAUCAAAAUCUUCAUCAUUACGAAUAUUAUCUUUAUCAUCAUAUUCAUCAGUGUUCUUGUAGAGUUUUCUCAGUAAUAUUCUGAAAAAAUUUUCUCUUCUCUCUUUCAUUUUCAUCUUCUUUUUUUUGUGGUCACGAUAAUUUUGGUUAACUUGGAGACACACCCAGUUGAUGGAAAUGAUGAUGAUGAGAUUCUCAAGUCCCGAUUAAUGUGAAAAAAUUGAUUUACUCUUAUCCCUGUACAUCAAAUCUCUAUUGAAGAAUAAGAAAAAAAUGACGACAUAUAAGAUAUGGAAAAAGAGGGAAUCAUGAAAUUCAAAAGAAAACAAAGAGAAUAUACAAGAAAGGAGAGCUGAUAAUUCCAAUGAAAAGCAGUUAAAGAAUCAAAAAUUGAUGAUAACGAAAUAGAAUGAGAGAGAAGGAGGGAGAGGGAUAAAUCUUCUGAUGGAUAAUGGUGGUAACAUAUUCACACACUCUCAGGUUAUGGAGACAAUCAAAGAGAACUCAAGGAAAGACAAGAAGGAGAAGAGAAAAUUGUAACAGAGUGAGAGCAACAAUCAUUCUGGAUCAUUUGAAUUCUGCUAAGUCAAUAGUUAACAACUUUGAGAAUCAACAAUCUAAUAUUGAGAGAGAAAUAGAAAGACCAAUAUUCGCAAUUAACUUCCAGUUCCUUUUAACCUUGUUACCAACAGUUUGAACCAGCAAAUUAUGAACAUUUUUCUUCCGUUAUUCCUGAUGUUCUGCUUCAAAAGUUGAGAGAGAAAAGAAAAAAACAAAUUAUCAAUAAGAAACUUGAGAUAAUUUAAUUAGUUAUCAUAAUCUCUUCUGGUCCACAUUCGUCCACGUCCUGAUUUCCACCAAGUGACAAUUUAAUUUGAUUCAUUUGUGUUUACCUUUUCUGUUUUUCUGUUACCAUUUCUCUCAAUCCAAUUGUCACAUUUGAAUCUUGGAUUAUUUUGAAAACUUUAAUCGCUCAACACUUUAACCAUUGAACAUUGGACAACAAUCAAUUAACUACAUCAGAAAGUCUGAUGUGUCUGAUCAGUGAUAUUCAACGAUUAUCAGUAAUCAAAAAUGGUUGACGGUUUCGCUAAAGGAGUUAAAUUUGCUAUGCUAAUCGCCAAUGGAGUUAUAUUUGCUGGUGGAAUUACUGUUUUCUCCAUUGGUGUUUGGACUCUUUCAGAUAAAUCUUUCAUGGAAAGACUUUUAGGAACUAAAUCAUAUAUUGCAUCAGCAUCAAUUCUAAUUGGAACUGGUCUAGUUGUGGCAAUUAUCUCAUUCCUUGGAUCAAUUGGAGCUUGGAAAGAGAUACGAUGUGUAUUAAUAACUUUCUUUUUUAUUCUGGCCAUGAUUUUCCUCACCAUGUUAACCGGAGGAAUUCUGGGUUACAUAUUUCGAAGUGAGGUUGAUGAACGAAUGCACACAGAAAUGGUGAUGACAAUUAAAUUAUAUGGAAAUGAUACCAAAGUAACCGAAUCAUGGGAUGCUGUUCAUAGAAAUUUUAAUUGUUGUGGAGUGAUACCUAAUAUUGCCAAUCCAAAAGCUUAUCGUGACCAAAAGGCUUACAAAAUUUGGUUAAGAAACAACGUUUUUAAAUUAAGUGGACCUCAAGUUCCCGAAAGUUGUUGUAAGAAUCCGCUUGACCCUCAACAGCGAAAAGCUUGUGUCCGAGAUAAACUAGAGGAGAGAUUUGUCUUUAUGGAUGAUUGUUACGAGAAGAUGAAAGAAUUUGUUAAAGCUCAUGCAUUGAUUGUCGGUGGAAUUGGAGUUGGAAUUGCAGUUCUCAUUAUAUUCGGAAUGAUUUUGUCCUUAGCUUUAUUUCUCGUUAUAGAAUAGACAAUUUAACCUUUUUCUUAAUUGUGUGCUCGUCGUUGAUUACAUAACAAUCAAGCAAACAACAAUCACCAAACAAUCAAAAGAACAUACAAUGUAUGACGAAAACGAUGAUGAUGAUUAUGGAAACAAUGAUUUGAUUAGUUCAAUGUUCAGGUAAAAGAUGAUAGAUUAUCUAUCGAAGUAGGUGAAGCAAUAAUCACGCAAUCAACGAGUUAAUUGUAAGAUAAACAAGAAAAAGAGAAAGAGAUUAAGUACAAAAAAAUGUCCAUUUGGAUUUACAAGGUAUUGGUCAACGAUUAAGUUAAUUUCUGAUCAACCCUUGAUUCUGAUUCGCAUUUUCUGUUUGAUCAGAAAUCUCUCUUUCUCAGUAUUUAAUCAGAGUAAACAAUUAAUCAAUAAUUCCAAUUGGUGAUCUCAUUACGAUUUCAUUUACCUUGACUUUUUUUUCUCAAUCAUCAAAGUUACUUUAGUUUUCCUUGAUAAUGUUUCUAUCAUUGGGAAUUUGUAAUUUAUUUUAAUAUUUAAUUCAUCUUCUUAUUAAUUCAAAUCAAUUGUUCAU